Molecule: messenger RNA, 364 nt
Organism: Physella acuta
Lineage: Eukaryota; Metazoa; Mollusca; Gastropoda; Physidae
Source: RefSeq, a predicted model, not a curated record
GCAUCUCUCUGGUUCCCCCCCCCUCCCUCCCCACUCCAGGAGCAAGUCCCCUGCGCCCCCACCCCAGGAGCAAGCCCCCUGCCCCCCACCCCAGGAGCAAGUCCCCUGCCUAUCACCCCAGGAGCAAGUCCCCUGCCCCCCACCCCAGGAGCAAGUCCCCUGCCCCCACCCCAGGAGCAAGUCCCCUGCCCCCCACCCCAGGAGCAAGUCCCCUGCCCCCUACCCCAGGAGCAAGUCCCCUGCCCCCCACCACAGGAGCAAAUCCCCUGUCUCCCACCCCAGGAGCAAAUCCCCUGCCUCCCACCCCAGGAGCAAAUUCCCUGCCUCCCACCCCAGGAUCAAAUCCCCUGCCUCCCACUCGUGA